AUGUUUCAUAAAACUGUAGGUGAUAUAUUUGAUAAACUUCCUUGUAAUGUGAGCAAUAUGAUUGAAGGAAAAACAAGUAGGAAGAUUACUAGUGGUCCUUACGUGUUAGUUCUUUUGUCAAAUGCUAUAGUUGGUAGGACUUUUAUGAUCAGCAAUAGAGAAAUUCUUGUAUGGGAGCAACACUUUUAUAUUCCUGUUGCACAUAAUGAUGCCGAAGUGCAUUUUGUUGUUAAGGAUAGUGGUAUGGUUGACUCGCAACUUAUUGGUAUUGUGGCGAUCCCGAUGGAGCAAAUAUACUCAGGUGAAAAAGUACUAGGCACUUACCUUAUCCUUACUAGCAACGGGAAGCCUUGUAAGCAAGGUGUUGUGUUGAGUGUUUCCAUUCAGUUCAUUCCAGUAGAGAAGCUAACCAUUUAUCAUCAAGGAUUUGGAGAGUGGCCUGACUAUAUUGGUGUGCCGGGAACUUAUUUUUGUUUGAGGAAAGGCGGAACCGUGACUCUAUAUCAAGACGUUCAUGCUCCGGAUGGAUGCCUCCCUAAUGUCAUGCUUGAUCAUGGAAUGCAAUAUGCUCAUGAAAAGUGUUGGGUUGACAUCUUUAAUGCGAUAAUUCAAGCGAAACAUUUGGUUUACAUUAUGGGUUUGUCAGUGUGGCACAAAUUUAGGUUGCUAAGGGACGACGGUCAUUCUCAUGGGUUGGAUUUCACUCUUUGUGAUCUUUUUAAGUCCAAGUCUCAAGAAGGAGUAAGAGUGCUUAUCCUUGUUUGGGAUGACCUUACAUCAAGAACCAUUCUUGGUUUUGGUACAGUAGAUGAUGAUAGUAAAUGUAUAUUACGAAAAGUGGGAAAUAGACUUAGAUGGUUUACGCAUGUAGAGAGAAGACCUGUAGGUUCUCUGGAUGGUAUUAUGGCGAGUCAUGAUGUGGAAACUCAGCGAUUUUUCAAGAAUUCUUCUGUGCAAGUGCUACUCUUUCCUCGUAUUGAUAGAAAACAAUAUAGCUGGGCCAGGCUAAAGGUUUGA
Messenger RNA from Lathyrus oleraceus (garden pea), 1017 nucleotides. Its product is annotated as phospholipase D beta 1. NCBI's taxonomy places the organism in Eukaryota, Viridiplantae, Streptophyta, Magnoliopsida, Fabales, Fabaceae. Gene Ontology annotation, biological process: phospholipid catabolic process. Gene Ontology annotation, molecular function: D-type glycerophospholipase activity. The coding region runs from base 1 to 1017 and encodes 338 amino acids. Gene Ontology annotation, cellular component: plasma membrane. The transcript has 3 exons. The record is from RefSeq and is a predicted model, not a curated record.